Ceratosolen solmsi marchali is the source of this 1354-nucleotide messenger RNA. It is a transcript of the gene Osi9, whose product is annotated as DUF1676 domain-containing protein Osi9. The record is from RefSeq and is a predicted model, not a curated record. The coding region runs from base 211 to 945 and encodes 244 amino acids. Gene Ontology annotation, cellular component: membrane. The transcript has 3 exons. NCBI's taxonomy places the organism in Eukaryota, Metazoa, Arthropoda, Insecta, Hymenoptera, Agaonidae.
UGAUUCUUUCGGUCAGUACUGAUACGAUCAUCGUCGUCGUUCGAAUAUCUUGAGUCGAAGAGUCGCUCUCGAGGAGACGAUAAAAAUAAUAAAAAAAAAAAAAAGAGGGAUUAAAGUUCGGGUGUACCUUCGAGGUCGGAUAUAUAAAUUUGGUGAAGUUUUCCGUAGCCGAACGGUGCGAGACUGCAAGUGUCAAGAGACGAACAGAAGAUGCUGAAAUACGCCGUAGUUUUCGCCCUAGUAGCGACCAGCGCCCUUGCGGCACCAGCUCAGGAGCAACAGCAGCCCUCCCUUAUCGAGCAGGCAUACAAUAUAUAUAGCUCCUGUACAGCCGAACAGGAUAUUGCUGUAUGUUUGAAGCUUAAGGCGCUCGGAUUCGUCGACAGAGCUGCCAGAUCGGCCGAGAUCGAUGUUAUUGAUGGAUUCAAAAUUGUACAGAACGAGGAGUCAAAGAGCAACAGCCGCGCAGACAAUGCAAGGUCGCUGAAUGACAUUGAGGCGUCUCUGCCCAGUGAAACUGAAGCUAGAGAAGCUGCGGUGGAUGAAGCUCUCCUCGACAGAACCGCCAAGUUCCUGUCAACUCACACGGUUGAGCUCAGCGUGCCCGAGGAAGUCUCCCGCUCCUUCGAUGAAGCUCGUGGCAAGAAGAAGAAGAUCGUCAAGUCUCUUUUACCUAUUCUGCUGCUCUUGAAAUUGAAAGCCGCGGCACUUAUUCCAAUUGCGCUCGGUGGUCUAGCUCUCCUUGCCUUCAAGGCCCUCGUCAUUGGUAAAAUUGCUCUUAUUAUCAGCGCCGUAAUUGCUCUGCAGAAGCUCCUUGGUAAUAAGCACCAGAGUUAUGAGGUUGUCGCCCACGAGGUUCCCCACCACCACGAGGAACAUCAUGGUGGUGGAUGGGCACGAUCACUUGAGCUUGCCUACAAUGCCCACAAGCCUACUACCAAUUAAAAAGAAAUUGAUCAUCACUGUCCUGCAGAAUGUACCUAAUUCUACCUUUUACACCUUUAUCUCGUAUUUCGUUCGGGGCGUUCAUUGAGGUUCUGUGCAAUAACGUGUGAUCAGGCCAGGUUUCAGACAAACUCAAAAUUUGAAAUUCUCAUUGACACUCACUCGACAAUUGACAGGAAAAUUUAUAAGACAUUGACCGAUGAUACGGACUGGAAAAACGUCGACAACAACGACAGCAAUAAUUAGAGAUAGAAAAAUAAUUUAAAUGAUGAUGACGACGAUAAAGCUUUGACAAUAACGUUGAUUUGCCACGGAACUGAUACUUUUAAUUCUAGAUGACUUUUUUCUAGGAUUGAUAUGACAGAUAUAUUGUUAUUAUUUUUCAAGACAUGACAAUUUUCGUCAUUUU